Thyridium curvatum is the source of this 1074-nucleotide messenger RNA. RefSeq lists its product as uncharacterized. The record is from RefSeq and is a predicted model, not a curated record. Lineage: Eukaryota; Fungi; Ascomycota; Sordariomycetes; Thyridiales; Thyridiaceae. The coding region runs from base 1 to 1074 and encodes 357 amino acids. The transcript has 3 exons.
AUGGCUUCUAUCCUUCCCCUUAUCCUGCUCGCCGCUGGUUUCAUCCAAUCUAUUCAUGGCGUAGCGCUUCAUAUUGCGCGUGAUGGAGCAAGCCCGUCCCUAAUAUCUGACCCAAAUACUACACCCUACUGCACCUGGUGGAUCGACUUGAGUACAUCUCAGUCCUGCACUCAGAUCCUCUCAGACAACCUCAUUACCCUAGAGAUGUUUCGAAGAUGGAACCCCUCUAUCACAGCCGACUGUGGCAAUCUGCUUAUUGGCCACUCCUACUGUGUUGAGGCUUACUACGAGCCCGUUACAACUACCGCUCCUCCCAUCACGAGCGUCCCAAGUCCAACAAGCACAGUGAAGCCAACGACGACUGUUCCUAGCAAUGGAAUCAGCACGCCGCUUCCCUUUCAAGCCGGCAUGGUGAACAAUUGCAAUAAGUUUCACUUUGUUGAGAAUGGGCAGACCUGCACAGUCAUUGCUUCCCUCUACUCCAUCAGCAGCGCCCAAUUCAUCGCGUGGAACACUGACGCCAAGUCCGACUGUACAGGUCUCUGGGCCCAGACGCUAAUCCAUGGUCUCAUUCUUUUCCAGUAUGCAUGUGUUGGUGUUAUCGGUGGCGCGACGCCGACAACCACGCCUGGUAACGGCAUAUCCACGCCAGUUCCCACACAGCCUGGCAUGGUUUCCAACUGCGAUGCCUUCUACUACGUCGUUUCUGGAGAUACCUGCGCCACCAUCGCCUCCAAGUCGGGCAUAUCCGUCUCACAGUUCGUCUCAUGGAACCCGAGCGUGGGCAACGCCUGCUCCGGCCUGUGGCUCGAUGCCUACGUCUGCAUCUCCAUCAUUGGCCAUGAACCUUCGCCGACAGCCCCUGGCAACGGCGUCGCCACCCCGACGCCUAUCCAGGACGGCAUGACCAAGAGCUGCAAGACCUUCCACUUUGUCAAGUCCGGAGAGACCUGUGCAAUUAUUGCCGCCAAGUACGGCAUCACCAGCACACAGUUCAUCUCCUGGAACCCGGCCGUCGGUCCAUCUUGCAACGGAAUGUGGGCCAAUACCUACGCCUGCGUAGCAGUCCUGUAA